Rhizoctonia solani is the source of this 1956-nucleotide messenger RNA. RefSeq lists its product as uncharacterized. The transcript is spliced from 5 exons. The record is from RefSeq and is a predicted model, not a curated record. NCBI's taxonomy places the organism in Eukaryota, Fungi, Basidiomycota, Agaricomycetes, Cantharellales, Ceratobasidiaceae. The coding region runs from base 1 to 1956 and encodes 651 amino acids.
AUGCGCAAGGGCAAUGUGCGAAUUCUCACCAGGACCGGCAUCUUUCCAUCACCAGCUGGUUUACCGAGCCACCCGAAGGCCUUAAUAUCUGAGCCACCUAUAACACGUCAUCUCCCCUCGACCACCUCGUUCGUUCUGGCCACCCGUUUGCGAAAGAUAUCCGAUCGGCUGCGUGGUCGACAGAAGCCUACACGUCCACCCCCUUUACAGCCCAACGACGACGACAUGUCUCGCACCGGGCCUCCCCAUUACCACCAGGGCUCCGCCAAUCUUUGUCACUGUGCAUUCUCAGAAAGUUACCAUAACACUUCCGCACCAUACAUAUACCCAUCCGCACCUGCACCUGCACCUCCUCCCGCUGGUAGACCCCGUCCAAUAGCAGGCCACCCAUCCGAAUACGCCCCCGCCAUCCGCAGAGUCCCCAAGCCCAAGCCCACCAACAAAAUCGCCAAGUCCCGAGACAUGAAAUUCGACGAAGACACCUGGCAAUGGUACUUUGAAACCGCCGACGCACCGGGCGUAAGAUGGCUCGAGUCCGUCAGACAUAUCGAAGACCUCCCCCAGGCCAAGGACCCGGACUUUGCAUCGAUGCUCAACGAGUAUUACAUGGCCGGCCAUGUCAUUGAUAUGCCCGAUCAAGAAAGGCUCCCAGUCGUGCCCGGCGGACUAGGGAAAGGAUGGAGGUACAAGCGAGCCGCUCCUCCUCCGGCCGUACAGAAACAGCCGACCCAGCACCCUCCUGCCCCAGCGCAACCCCAGACCUGGAUUGAGCCGAUUUAUCAUCAGCGGUAUCCUGCGGCGCCUCAGUAUGCCGGCGGAUCGGCUCAUCCUGUCUCCAUGCGUCCGAACCACGAUGGGUGGCGCGUAUAUUCGAGCGCCCCGCCUCACGAAUUUCCUCGUGCACUUCAUGAAACUCGACACCCUUCUGAGGGGUCCGAGCGCUUAGGUCCUCUUCCGGGUACCCCAGGACCAAGACACUACGUCGAUGCGUCUGCCCACAGAGGCUAUCGACCGCCUUCUCCAGACGACUCUCCGAGCGAAGAAAGCGAAGACGAAGAAGAUGAAGAUGAAGACGACGAAUCAGACGAUAGCUAUAAUUACCCAGAACUUCAUCGUUCAAGGUCUUACGCUCCGCCCCCACCUCCCAAGCCUCCACACCAUGCGCAAAGACUGAGGGAAAGAGGUUACAGGGUGACCGAUCCGCAUACUAACGUGGACCCGGACGGACUAGACGCUCCCGCACUCGCCAUGGGCAAACACGGUCGCUCAGCCUCAUCCCCCAACGUCCCCCCGGCCAAAACAUACCAGAAAAUCGAGAUUCACAGGGUACUGCAAACACGAACCACCCUCGGGGUCUCACGCAUGCCCGACCUCGUGUUCGACCUGCGAUACGACCCGCGCCACGCGUUUGACCGAUCAGACGAGCCCGGCCCGGUCGAUUUGACGACUGCCCCGGCUUUUCAGCCCGGUCAGACUUUUGUGAGGUUCUUGAUCCGGCAUCCGUUUGGGGGGCGCGGGGGGGAUUGGGUGCAGGAUGUGGAAGACGCGCAGUAUUUGACUGUCAUGGGUGUGCUGAGGAUCAUUUCGGGAAUGGUGCAUCGGAAUAUUGACCAGCAUUUAGACUGGGACCCGCUCUCAGAGUUCGACAAGAGUUUCGUAUACGAGGCGUACCUCAAUCGACCAUGUCCAGACGAAGACGCAGCGGGGCGACGGCUACAUUUAUUCUGCGAGAAAUACAUGUUUGGGGGGAUCGAACAGUUACCGUUUAAAGCCAAGGGUACCACGGCCGAAGGACCCACUUUUUCGGUCAAGUUGAUUAAAAAUUCGAAGCUCAAGCGGUAUGAUAAAUUGAGUGGGUUUCGUAUACCUAGUGGGAAGGGAAGGUGGACUGGAAGAGGGGACACAACGUAUCCGUAUUUGGUUGAUGAUAUGGCCAGUUCGAGGCGGGUGGAAUGA